Molecule: messenger RNA, 591 nt
Organism: Cryptococcus deneoformans JEC21
Lineage: Eukaryota; Fungi; Basidiomycota; Tremellomycetes; Tremellales; Cryptococcaceae
Product: ribosomal protein YmL32 precursor, putative
Exons: 3
Coding region: 88-540 (150 amino acids)
Biological process (GO): translation
Cellular component (GO): mitochondrial large ribosomal subunit
Molecular function (GO): structural constituent of ribosome
Source: RefSeq, a predicted model, not a curated record
GCAUUCAUCUUUUUGGUACUUUUAUUGCACAUACACAACUUUCUGCGAAUUUCCUUCAAGCCGAUACGUUUUCAGUGCUUCUUCACCAUGGCCGCUCUUCAAUUAACAAACCGUUCUUUGAACACGCCUUUUUUCUCCCUCCGCUCUUUCCUCCCCACUCUUCGCUCUUCGUGGUCAACUCCGUGCGAAGCCUCUUCAAGCUCUUCCACUCUUUCAUCCUCCCUGGUUGCACAUGCUCCAUCAACCUCCUCUCCCUCAUUAUCAUCACUUUUCCCCUCCUUCUCUCUCGAAUCCCUUCUCGAACUCAUUCCUCCGUUUUUGUGGGCCAGUGUACCCAAGAAAAAGGUUUCACACUCCAGGAAGAACAUGAGAGCUGCGAACAAGGGAUUGAAGAACAAGACAAAUUUGUCACUGUGCCCAGCUUGCGGUUCCAUCAAAUUGACACAUCACGUCUGUCCUACUUGCUAUUCCCAAAUAUCUCGACGAUGGAAGGAAGAAGCUCGUAAUCAACUCCCCUCCGCUCUCCACUCUCAUCCAUGAUACGUUCGAUGCAUUAUGAUGAAGCUGCAAGAAGACAGCAUAGUAAUGGUA